AUGUCUCUUUUCCUAUUUGUUCUUAUCCCUGCCUUCACAUCACACACAUACAUACAUACAUACUUAGCCAUACACAUUACCGUUAAUGGUUAUGCCAAGAUACGCUGGAUAAAAAAGGGCUAUCCACGUGAUAAUGAACGUGCCAUGUGUCGAGCCUAUCGUUCGUAUUUAUCGUCACGUUCAUAUGUUUUGGGCUCAUGCGGUGCAACAACUUAUAUGGAUUGGUUAGCUGGUGAAUACUCAUAUACAUUUCAUGUUAUACUGCCGGACAAUUUGCCAACAUCAUUUGAUGGGAAAUAUGGUCAAAUACAUUAUGAAAUAAUAACAACAAUAGAUAGACCAGGACGUUAUCCUAAAGUUUUUAAAUUGCCAUUUACCGUAAUACAGCCGUUAGAUUUAAAUGCCGAUGCCAUUUAUAGGGUACCUUUAGACAUUCUCGAUCGCAAACGAUUUUGGAGUUUUUGCUGUCCAACCGGUCCACUAACCGUUAAAUUCUCCACUCCCUAUUGCGGCUAUGCACCGGGUCAAAAAAUCCAUUUCGUUUUAUACAUCAACAAUGAAUCCUCCAUAGAUAUAACCGAAUGUGAUGUUAAACUAAAGCAAGAGGUCUCCUAUGAGACCCAUGAUCCCCAGCAUGAAUAUCGUUAUGAUAAACAUUUGAUUGCCUGCAAACAAUUUGGCAACGUUUUGCGCUGGAGUCGCAAAGUUUAUCGAGGGUAUUUAGAACUGCCAUCUAUACCGCCGACAUCGGUGAAAACAACGUGUCCUAUAACCGUUAAUUAUGCCAUUAAAAUUAUUAUAAAACCAACAGAGUUCCAUUGGAAAAUGAAAUUGAAAAUACCACUGACCAUCGGUAGUAUACCAAUUAUGGAUAAUGGUGGUGGCGAGGGAGGUAUUAGUGCCGUUGGUGGUGUUGGUGGAAAUGCUUUAGUUCAGUCGAAUAACAAUAGUAUAAUACGUGGUCCAUUGGAUAAUGAAUCGCCACCCAUGACAACAUUAGAUGAUGUUGGCAUUUUGGCUGAAGAAGAAGAUCCAAAUCAAAAUACACCCACUAUAAUGGUGACUGAUACAACAGACAAUCCUCCAGAUUAUAUAGCUAUGAUGCCCCCUUCCUAUGAGGAUGCAAUGGCUUUAAGUGAAAAAUUCUACGAUGACACCGAAUACAUGGAAAACGUGAGCAUGUCUAGCGUAGCAACCAAUACUAAAACGGAAAAUUUUAAACCACGCUAUCCCGUCUACUAUGAUUACGAAACGCCCAUUAUACCACCCGAGACCCUUUAUGAUGCCAUACCAACACGUUACCAUCAGCAACAUCAUCAUCAUUCUAUGGUAUUGCCAACGACGGAUAUGUCAUCAUCUUCGUUAGAAUUACAUCAUGUUAAAUCAUAUAAAAAAUUUCAAUUACUGCGUUACAUAAAGAAAUAGUUAAACGAUUUUUCUUACAUAAAUGUUAAAAAAAAAAAGAUAAACAGUCCGACAGAUAAUUUUAUGUUUCAUAUUUAAUUUUGUGUAUUUUUUUUUUCUUUUCUAGUUAGCAAAAAAUUUAUAUUAAAAAUACAAGAAAGUUGAAGAAAAGUAAUAAAAAUAUUAAUAAAAUUAUUGUAUAAUAAAAAGUGCCAUUUAAUACUUUCUUUGUCCCUUUAUUAAAACGUGAAAUUAAUAUUAUAAAUUUAAUAAAAAAAUAGUUAAUAAGAAUUUUUCUAAAAACAAAAAUAAUUAACUAAAACUAAUGAAACUCGGCUAAGUCGAAUUUUUAAACUUUACCAAACUGAUUUCUGUGGAAUAAACACAUAUUUGGGCUCUAAUAGUCUGACCCUGAAAGCAGCCAGAACCUGCUAACAGUGAGAAUACUUACUCUUAUACUGAUUUUCAUAACAACUGUGAUCAAUUAUGGUUAAAAAUGCAUAAAAUUUCUGAACCCAUUCCAUCUUUUCAAACCGAAUAACAUCAGCUGAACUCAGACACCUCCGCUCCGACAAUUUUAGUUACGACAACUUUAAUAUUUCACAAGAAACAUACCAAAUUAUUUCCAAAACAUUUUUUCUAAAAAUCUGUAACAAAUUUUAGGGGUCACCCAUAUGUUCCUAUUUCACCUAUAAAACCGAACAACUACACAUGAACUCAAAAAUACCUUUACUCCGACAAUUUCAUAUGAAAAAUUUCCAAAAUUUCGUUUUUGUUUCAAAAUAAAAUGUUGCUAAACCAAUGUACCAGAUUUUAGGGAUAAUCUAUUGGUCCCCAUUCUACCAAGAUAGUGUAAGUUUCAAUAUUUCACGAAAAAACAAAACAAAUUUUUUGCAAAAUAAAAUCUUUUUAAACCACUGUACAAACUUGAGAAAGCAAUUAACAAAAAUAAUUUGGUAAAGUUUACUCAAAAAUAAUAAAAUAUUAAAAAAAAAACUAUAACAAAAAUUAUAUAAUCAUAACAACAACAAAAACAAAAUUUACUCUUAAG
Molecule: messenger RNA, 2455 nt
Organism: Lucilia sericata (common green bottle fly)
Lineage: Eukaryota; Metazoa; Arthropoda; Insecta; Diptera; Calliphoridae
Product: arrestin domain-containing protein 17-like
Exons: 4
Coding region: 1-1425 (474 amino acids)
Biological process (GO): protein transport
Cellular component (GO): cytoplasm
Source: RefSeq, a predicted model, not a curated record